Messenger RNA from Fomitiporia mediterranea MF3/22, 4155 nucleotides. Its product is annotated as Pkinase-domain-containing protein. NCBI's taxonomy places the organism in Eukaryota, Fungi, Basidiomycota, Agaricomycetes, Hymenochaetales, Hymenochaetaceae. Gene Ontology annotation, cellular component: cytoplasm. Gene Ontology annotation, biological process: microtubule cytoskeleton organization; intracellular signal transduction; protein phosphorylation. The record is from RefSeq and is a predicted model, not a curated record. The transcript is spliced from 5 exons. Gene Ontology annotation, molecular function: tau-protein kinase activity; protein serine/threonine kinase activity; ATP binding. The coding region runs from base 1 to 3792 and encodes 1263 amino acids.
AUGAAUAACAGCAAUAACAGAACACAGAAACCGCGCAGCUCGAACCGUGUGCUUGGAGAUUAUACGCUUGGUAAGACUGUUGGUGCGGGAAGUAUGGGUAAGGUCAAGCUUGCGUAUCAUAAUAUCACUGGCGAGAAGCUUGCAAUCAAGAUUAUCCCGCGAGCAACUGCAGCAAACGCGAAUGCGAACGGGCAACCUCAGACACCCGAGGCUGCAGCGAAACAGGCGACGAAAGAUGCGUCGAAAGAGAUCCGGACGAUCAGAGAGGCGGCGCUCUGCAUGCUCCUCCAUCACCCAUACAUCUGCGGCAUGCGCGAGCUCAUCACACACACAAACCACUACUACAUGGUCUCGGAAUACGUCAACGGCGGGCAGAUGCUCGAUUAUAUCAUCAGCCAUGGGCGGCUGCGCGAACGCGUCGCGCGAAAAUUCUCUCGCCAAAUUGGCAGUGCGCUCGACUACUGUCAUCGGAAUAACGUCGUCCAUCGCGAUUUGAAAAUCGAGAACAUCCUCAUCUCGCAGACGGGGAACAUCAAGAUUAUUGACUUUGGACUGUCGAAUUUGUAUAAUCCGUCAGCGCAUUUGUCCACCUUCUGUGGUUCCCUGUACUUCGCGGCCCCGGAACUUUUGAAUGCAAAGGUGUAUACCGGGCCCGAGGUGGAUGUGUGGAGCUUCGGUGUCGUGCUUUACGUGCUUGUCUGUGGGAAGGUGCCCUUCGACGACCAAAGCAUGCCCGCCCUUCACGCGAAAAUCAAACGCGGUCUCGUGGAAUAUCCGGACUGGCUGAGUUCAGAGUGUAAGCAUUUGCUGACGCGAAUGCUUGUUGUAAACCCGGCUGCGCGCGCACCGCUGUCGGAGGUGCUUGCUCACAUGUGGAUGGUCCGCGGCUGCCACGGUCCGCCAGACCCACACAUGCUCCAUCGAGAGCCCCUGCGGGCGGACGACCUCGACAGGCUGAUCAUCAAGGGCAUGUCUGGCUUCGAGUUUGGCUCGGAGGACGACAUCGAGCGGAAACUUGUCGAGAUACUGGAGAGUGAUGCGUAUACACGUGCUGUGCAGCACUGGGAGCGAAAACGGCAGCAGGGACGGAACGGACAUGGUGGUGUCUCGAAUGCGUCGCUUGCAUCUUAUGAUUCAGGUCAAUCUAACGACGCUGCUGCUCCAGUGACUCCGUCAAAACAAAAAAGCCGUCGGUUUUCUGGAUUUGACUUUUAUCGACGCAAGUUUUUCUCACCGAGUUCGUCGCCGCCUGAUACGCCGAUGCAUCAUCGGUCUCCGCCUACGUCGACGUCGCAUCUUUCGCAUGCUUCGUUGACGGAUCUGCAACGCGAGCCGCCGGACCCGACGGGUGGUUAUCAUCCGCUUAUCUCGAUGUAUUUCCUUGCACGGGAGAAGAUGGAACGUGAACGUGUGUAUGGCCCGGGACAUUUCGCAAGUUCGCAGAUGUCGUUGCUCGGGCGGGAGGACACUAGCUCUGCACCACCGAGUGCGAUGAAGCACUUGCCUGGUAUCACCUCCCCCGCUAAAGUGAACGGAAAACAGGUACAACUACAACCACAACCGCCUGCUGCUGAUGCGAAAGCGGAUUAUAACAUGGCGCUUCCACGUCUGCCUGCUCCGCCUAAUACACAUUAUUCGGGUAUGUCAUAUGACGUACCGCAAGCUGUCCCUUCACCCACUUCACCUGCUUUUAACCCUCAACCACGUGCGAGAAACGUAGGUGGGGGUGUCGGUGGGGGGUUGACUGUGCCGAAAUCCAGUACUGGUCCAGGCGGCGCUGAAGGAGAGGAACCCCCUGCAACUGCACAAGCUGGAGCUGUAAGUGCACCUUCGACACCUGCGAAAACGUCGUUAUUGCCUCGUGCGCCGCCUGCGUCUACGCAUAGGAGGAGUCAUAGUUUGAGUCAGAGGCCGACGACGGGGGCGGGAGGGAUGCUUAGGCAUUGGGGUGGGGUGCUUGCUGGGCACCAUGACCGUGAGCAACCUGCUACUGCGGGACCAGAGGUGGGGACGUUUGCGGAGAGGAUGAAUGUGGACCGCGAGAAGAUGGGGGAUGAGGGAGAAGGUCAGCAGCAACGACCAUUACCGUCGGAGCAAGAUGCAGAGCUCGGUGUAGGCCCUGCGCAGCCGCCUUCUUCGAGUACACCUGGAGCGACACUUGUGAGGAAGUUUGGAACGUUACUUGGUGGUGUGCGAGGUGAUGAUUCGAGACGGAGUAAGCGAACGAGUAUCUUUGGUGGGGGUGGGCAUUCGCCGAGGCCUUCGAGGGAUGUGAGGGAUGAGGCGCAGGAGACACUCGAUUUACCUCUCGAAAAACGAGUCGAAGACUCGAACGAAAAGGAGAAGGAGAAGGAGAACGCGGCUAGUACUGUCAGACACAGCGCGAGUCAACCCGUAGGUUCCGCACACCGACGUGCAGCAACAAUACUGGACCCUGCGGGUCGGGCGGCGAGGCAUGAGAGGAGGAGUAGUACGGGUGCUGCGCUCUUCGCUUCUGGGACUAUAGGAAGGCAUAGGAGGCCUAGUACGAGUGCAGGUGCGGGUGCGGGUGGGACACCCGUGAAAGGUGAUCGAAUAUUCGAACAUACAGAAGAAGAAGAGGAGGAGCGGGAGGGCGAAGGUGAAGGAGAUGAGGGCAGACGAAGGGAAGGGUUGUUGAAGAGCGAUGGAGAUGAUGAGGUGGAGCAGGAGAGAGGGGGGGAUAAGGAGUUUAAGCCUGUGUUUUUGAAGGGACUUUUCAGCGUAUCGACGACCUCGUCCAAACCGCCCUCCCUUAUCAAAGCAGAUAUCCGACGUGUGUUGGAUAGGAUGCAAGUACAGUAUAGGGAGACGAAGGGAGGGUUUGUGUGUAUACAUGCUCCUUCUAUUGAUUUGUCCUCCGUGCAGAGUGGGGGAGGACUUGGGGCUUCGGGGUCGAGGAGGUCUCAUCAAUUCGGGUUGACUUCUCAGAAUGACGGACGGGAUGGACGGGAUGGUGCUGGAGGAGGGGAGAGGGUACGGAGAUCGUUAACGAAGAAGGCGUCGAAGUUGAGUUUUGGGUUGAAAGGCAAAGACAAAGACAAAGACAAAGAUGCACCGAAUAACGUUAACAUCGUCGUACCACCUCCUCAACCGCCUCAAUCACAGCAAGUAUCUCCGCAACAACAACUGGAUCCAAAUCCGAAGGGCGCUGCGGAUAAUGCGACUGUGAACUCGGCGACGUCGGAGAGGAGUGAGAAGAGUGGGAGUGAGAGUUCGUAUAAUGGUUCGUCGAAUACGCAUACGAUUAAGGGGGACGCUAUGACGACGACGACGACGAACGGUGCUGGUCCUGCUCUUGACGCAAAUUCGAUUAACGAUACCACUCCUACGAAUCCGAGCCCGAACCCGAACGAGAGUCCAUCAAAACAAAAACACCUCCCUCCUAUCCCUCGUGAUUUCGCUCAACAGCCUUCUCCUUCACCUCAAUCUCCGUCUCCCUCAUACCAACCCCCUUCUCAACUACCGCAAACUCAAACUCAAACUCAGGAGAGAGAAAGGGAAAGGGAGAGAGAAAGGGAGAGAGCAAUGUCCCCCGCCCCACCACCCUCCGCGUUCCCUUCUGGUGGUUCGUUUUACCGAUACCCGACUGGAGAGGUUGAUCAGGAUGUGUUUGAUGCGAUGGGUGCGAGUCGGUUGAGUGUUAGGUUUGAGAUUAAUAUCGUUAAGGUGCCUUGGUUACCCUUACACGGAAUCCAAUUCCGACGCGUUGGUGGGGACGGAUGGCAAUACCAGAUGUUAGCGCGUCGGGUGCUUACUGAGUUGAAGCUGUAGUUGCCUCUUUUUGUUGCAAAUGACGUCUUGUUACGCCCUCUCCUUCAUACACGCAUGAAAUUGUCAAGCGCACGCCGUCGAUGGUCGAUGUCCUCGGUACGACCCCCUCGCAUUUGUAACUACACGCACGUAAAUAUCAACCAGCCGACGAACAAGCAAACGCAAAUUAUCGCACUCGAACCACUCUGCACGUCACGAUUCUUCUCUCUCUCAACGAUUUAGGUUGACUUAUACACUUCUGCCUCAUCCGUCAACUAUCUAUCUUCCGCAUUCCACCUUCCAUCUUCCGCACUUCGUCUAACGUCUACCAUCCCAUCAUUAUUCUCCACAUCCCAUCCUCUCACCCUCUCACCCUCUCAUCCU